Molecule: messenger RNA, 1667 nt
Organism: Cannabis sativa
Lineage: Eukaryota; Viridiplantae; Streptophyta; Magnoliopsida; Rosales; Cannabaceae
Exons: 4
Coding region: 227-1369 (380 amino acids)
Source: RefSeq, a predicted model, not a curated record
GGACACGAAAACACGUUUUGGCGCUCUUAACUACAAUAUGCAAUAUGGUUGGUUGUAUGAGAACCGUUAAUUAUGUAUACAUAUUAUUCCCAAGCUGAGGCCUUCUUUACUUGAUUCUCUCUUCUCUAUCUUCAUCAGAAUUUUCCAAUUCCAUCUCCUUCCUUCUAUGAAGUUAAGCUCAGACCACUCUUAUCUCUUACUUUGCUAACCUACAACAACAACAAAUAUGGCUUUAGCUUUUAAUGGCUUAACCCCACAAACCAGAGCUCUGGGCUUUUCAUGGAGGAGAUUGGUUCCUUCACAAACGCAAUUCUCCACUUGGGUUUGUCUUCCAAAGAAACCAAUUGCCCAGAAAACCAUUUCAAAUUCCGCUGCUAAAACCUCCGAUUCAAUUCUCUCUGUCUCAGAUGUUGAGUCUCGCCAAAUUGAGGAGGACAACACUAAUGGAAUCACUCCCACUUCCACUUCUACUUCGACUACUGCGUGGAUGGAAUUUGCCAAAAAUGUAUCUGGUGAAUGGGAUGGGUUUGGAGCUGAGUUUUCAAAUGAAGGAAUUCCAAUUGAGCUUCCGGAACGUGUUGUACCGGAUGCUUUCCGGGAAUGGGAAGUUAAGGUUUUUGACUGGCAGACACAAUGUCCCACUCUAGCUGAUCCAAAAGACAAUGUUGUUUCAUACAGGUUGAUUAAGCUACUCCCUACAGUGGGAUGUGAGGCUGAUGCUGCUACAAGAUUUAGCAUCGAUGAGAGGAGUGUUGGAGGUCCAGAUAGUGGUGUAUCUGCCUUUGCUUAUCAACCAAGUGGAUCUUAUGUUGCUGUCUGGCCCAUUGAUGAAAAGGGUUCUCAUAAUUUGUUUGAGUUGGAGCAUUGCUUGAUCAAUCCCGAAGAUAGGGAGUCUCGAAUGAGAAUAAUUCAGAUACUCCGUGUUGAGAAUGAGAAGCUAGUGUUGCAUAGUAUUAGAGUGUUUGUUGAGCAGUGGUAUGGACCAUUCAGAAAUGGGGAUCAGCUUGGUGGAUGUGCCAUUCGGGAUUCGGCAUUUGCUUCUACUCCUGCCUUAAAAGCUUCUGAACUGGUUGGCGUAUGGCAGGGUCCAGCUGUGGUUGCUAACUUCGACAGUUCUCAGGACUUUCUUCAACAACUUCUAGAUGACAGAGAUAGGAAGUCAGUAAGAGAUGAACGUGACAUUAUCUUGCUUCCAAAGCAAUUGUGGUGUUCAGUGAAAGCAUGUGAAGGUGGUGGUGAUACUCUCUGUGAGGUGGGAUGGCUGUUCAACAAUGGCCGUGCAAUCACAUCAGAAUGCACCUUCUCCAGCAAAGCAACUUUAAAGGAAGUUUCAAUAGCUUGUGAAUCUACAGCCUUGGAGGGUACAUAGCCCCCUCGAUAUUCUGUCAACUAAAAUCUUUGUUAAUUCUUCCUUUUCUCCUUAAAACACAAUCCAAAGCUUAUAAUGACAAUGUGAAACAGCCCAUGUGCGUGUCAUUUGUAAGUAUAUAUAGAUAUACAUAUACAAAAAUUCUACUCCAAAUUCAUAGUAUUGUAAUGUCAUACUCAUAUGCUCCAUAUUUUUCUCUGCCAGAUUCUCUUGGUAUUUGUUUGUACUGUGAGAAGUUGUUAUAUUGGUUACUGUUUUCUGUGUCAUUGUUUGAUUCUAUAGUAAAAUUCUUCUCAUA